AAAUUGCCCCCUUGCCGCCUCAUUGGCUGCAGGCGCCCCGCCUCCGCAUUUGCGUGGGUUCACGUUAUACGAUUCCCUUAAUUCCUCUCUAAAUCUGAUUCUGAACCGGAAACUGAGGAGGAGUGUCUUUUUGUUAAUACGAUCGCGCAGACUCAAGGUGCCUUUGGAGGCUAGCCACGUGGGUGGCUCUGUUGAUUUGUCCUUGCCUGCCUGUGCCCGAGAGUAUUUCGUGGUUAGGCACCGCUGAGUGGCAGACACACGCGCACGGAGACGCCCCGCUCCGGGGCUCAUCGGAUGGAAGAGCCGGGUGUUCUGAGCGGACUCCGGUCCCGGCUGCUAUUGCCUCGUCGCGCGGGUCGGGCUGCCAGUAGUCUCUGUUGGGUUCUUCCUACCGCCGUGCUCUGCACUUACGGUUUCUUCUCCAGCUUGCGGCCAUCGGAGCCCUUCCUGACCCCCUACCUGUUAGGCCCAGACAAGAACCUCAGCGAGACCCAGAUCUUCAACGAGAUCUACCCAGUAUGGACUUACUCUUACUUGGUGCUGCUGUUCCCUGUUUUCCUGCUAACGGACUAUCUCCGAUACAAGCCUGUAAUCCUUAUACAAGGACUGAGCCUUAUAGUGACAUGGUUUAUGCUCCUUUAUGCCGAAGAACUGCUGGCUUUUCAAUUCCUGGAAUUUUUCUAUGGCAUGGUGACUGCAACAGAAAUUGCCUAUUAUUCCUACCUCUAUAGCAUUGUGGACCUGAACUUGUACCAGAAAGUCACAAGUUACUGUCGAAGUGCUGCCCUUGUGGGUUAUACUGUGGGCUCUGUCACUGGACAGAUCUUGGUGUCUGUUGCUGGUUGGUCACUGUUUAUCUUGAAUGUGGUCUCUCUCACCUCUGUAUCCGUUGCCUUUGCUGUGGCCUGGUUUCUGCCCAUGCCACAGAAAAGCCUUUUUUUCCACCAUGUCUCAAGCAUCCAGGUCAGUAAAGAAACCAAGGCUGUGGAUUGUAUGAAUGGAGCAGUCGUCCAGGAUGGCCCUGCUCUAAAGAGGGCUCCUGGGUGGGAAGAUGUUGAAUCAAAGGUUCCUUUAAAUGUAGAAGAGCAUGCUCCAGAACAGCAGGAGCGGAAAGUGGAUGUUGUGAAGGUAAUCAAAGAGCUCUGGAAGGACUUCUUGCAAUGUUAUUCUUCCCGCACUCUGCUAUGUUGGUCUGUAUGGUGGGCAUUGUCAACAUGUGGCUACUUCCAGAUCUUAAACUACGUUCAAGGCUUGUGGGAAAAGGUGUUACCAUUUCAGAGCUCUGAAAUCUAUAAUGGUGGUGUGGAGGGUGUUGCCACACUCUUGGGAGCUGUGGCUGUGUUUGUUAUGGGACAUGCAAAAGCAACUUGGGCUACUUGGGGUGAGAUAACCUUAGCCCUCUUCUCCUCUGUCAUUGCUGCGGCUGUGUUUGUCAUGGACACCGUUCACAACAUCUGGGUGUGCUACGCCUGCUAUGUAAUAUUCCGAAUGGUCUAUAUGCUAGUCAUCACAAUAGCAACGUUCCAAAUUGCAACAAAUUUAAGUGUAGAGCGUUAUGCCCUAGUGUUUGGUAUCAAUACUUUCAUUGCCCUGGCACUGCAAACUUUGCUCACAUUGAUUGUUGUCGAUGUAAGAGGACUUGGGCUGGAUAUAUUUACACAGUUCAUGAUCUAUGCUGGUUAUUUUGCUGUCAUAUCGAUAGUGUUCUUCAUCAGCGGCACAGUCAGUAUUAUCAAGAACUGUCGGCAGAAGGAGAGGAGAAAUGAGAGUGAAGUGAACACUACUUAAAUCGCAGAGUAUUGACUUGUUCAGCACUUCUAUCAGGAAAGGGGGAAUUGUUUUAAAUAUGCCAGUUUCUAUUUAUUAAUAUGUUCAGAUAUUACUGCUUUGAAACUGUUACCUGAAUUGUACAUGACCUAUAUUUGUACUAUAUUAGUAGCUUAAACUAGAAUGUUUUUAACUACAUCUUAAAGUAGUUCUUAAGAAUAUAUAUAAUGCCUUGUAUGCUGCAGGUACGUUGAUUAGCCUGUUGCCUCUUGAGACUGACAAGCCAUAAAAUGGCCACUGGACAGUGAUGGUUGUAUUAAACUAGCCCCGGUCAUUCUGCCAGAGUGCAUUUGGUAGGCUAGGAUUUGGGAGCUCUGGGCAAACUGUGUGGUAGUGGUUAAGGACUGGAAUCUGUAUAGUCCACUUGCAGGAUAUGGCAGUGGAAGAACACAGUUACAAAUACUAAAUAUGCUUCUCAUACAUGCACAAAUACACUCUAUAUUAUAGAGUGUCCUGACUUGUCGGCAUUUUGCUAUCUCCAAAGGCCUUACUUUUGUUUGUUACCUUUACCCAUCAAGCUUGUAGAUGAAUCACUCUCCUGACCUCAUGAAACAUCAAUAGUACUCUUUUAGGAAUUUGAUGCAUGGGAAAUAGACAAGCAAAACUGUCUCUGUUCAGAUUUAGCUUCUUGUACUGAGAAUGUCAGUACUUCCUUGUAAGCUUCAUUCAGCUCCUCAAAGAGAUCUCCUUCCUAAAUUCCUGGAUUUCAGUUCUUAAGUGCCUGGAAGACAAUGAACUGACAGCAAUAUUACUUUGCAUCGUAUUUUCAGAGAACAGAAACCUCCUGGAUUACCAUAUCUGCUGAUAGCCGUUAAGUUUUUCCAAGUACAACACGAAUGUUUUGACAGCACUAGAUGGAAGCUCACCCUCAUGAUCAUUUCUUCUGAUUUUCCCCUCGGUAACUAGGUAGCCUUGUUUGUUUUAACUGUGUGGAGCUUUCCUUUUUCUGAGGGAGGCAGAGCAGGGCUUUUCUUUUCAUGUACAUCUGUAGAAGUGCCCAAGAACAAAAGCUUCUAGAUUCUGUCCACUGUAAGGACAAGGAGCAAACCUGGCCCCAGUUCCUCUGGUCUCUGAGGUGCCAUGGCGAGUCCUGUAGUGCACAAAGUGUAUGCCCCAGAUUCACCCCCAGCCCUGAUCUCCUUCCUCACCCCAUCUCCCCAUCCUUUGAUUUCUGCCCUAUAUUCUUCCCUGCCAGUUCCCUAGUUGGUGAUGCAACUGCUCUUGCUACCACUGUUGUCCAUCCCAUCCUGCCUUUUGAAAAGAAACAGGGUGGGAAUGGAGUGGCCGGAAGUUACUUCAACACUUUCUGCUGCUCUGCACCGCCGUCUGCUGAAAAGGCGGGUGGGGGGCGAAGGUGCUACUAGCUGGUGCUUGUGCACUGCCACCAGGUUAGACUUGGGCAGCGAUGGGCCAAGUGAGGUAGCUGGAGAUGACAGGCUGAUGGAGGCAACUGGCAGGCAACUCCUUUCCUGAGGCAGCUGCCUCACUCAGCCUCAUUGCUGGGCUUCCCCUAGCAAGGACCAAAUGGGUGUUACACAGCUGAUGUUUGUAAACAUCUUGGAAAUAAGGAAACGGCUGCUAAAUUACAUGUCUUGCUUCCUCUCUUUCACAUCCAGUUUUGACUUCAAUUAUUUCCUGUGAUGUGCAAAACAACACCCCAAAUAAAUUAGAGUUGAAUGAAUCACAAGAAGGAGAACUUGCCUUAGGGCUGCAGUGGUGCUUCCUAGCUAACUGCUGAGGAUGUUAGACCUGGCCAUAUCAUGGGACUAUCUUAUGUUGUACAUAUGUGGUCCCAUGUGUGGUGUUACAUGCUCCAUGUAUGUUACAGAAGGAAUUGUUGAAUACUCCUAUAUGGAGAGUACUUCUGUAUAGCUGAAAGUCUCAUGUGGUGAUUUCACACACUUAUUCAGCUGCCGAUACACACUUUGAGAAGCCAUUGCCAAUUGUACUUCCCAGUGCAGGUACAUGCAACAAAAUACGCACAAGUAUAUGGCAGCAUGUGAUCUACAUGUGCAUUGUGUACGAAAGUGCUCUCCAAGUAGGAAAAGCAGUGUGUGUGAAGGGAUUUAUGUCCUUUUUGAAGAGGAAUAAAGCAUAUGCAUGAAGCCUUUAUUAUGAGCCCUGCCCAUAGUGGAUACGUGGUACUUCUUCAUGUAGUACUCUCCUUGCUCAUCAAAUUAGAAAAAAUGGGAAGAAUGGAGGGGUUGUAGUGACCCGAGUGUGCAAAAUAAGUAAAGUAACAUUUCUUUACUACAGAGAGCUUAAAACUAGACUUUAGUUUGAAUGCUACUGAAGAAAGGCAGAAGUUUGAAGAUUCAGGAGGAACGCCUUGAAAUAGGACAGCUUUCUUCACAAUACAAGGUUUUUGCAACUGUUUUUGUAUUAAGAUCAACCUUGGAGACCCAUAUUUCUAAACAGAUUGAACAGCCACUGGGUUCUCAGGUACAAGGUGACAGGGGAACCCAAGAUACCUUGGAUCUAGGCCCCAGCCAGAUCACAUCAUAAGGUAUUUUUACAAUUGCUUCAUAGUGAGAAAUAAGGACCUGGUUUGAUCUGUCUUGAACAUUUUCUAAAUAGAAACCUGAAAAGGCAAGAACCCGAAUCUGUUUGUAAGCUCAGAGAAGGAAGGGUUGGGUAACCAAAAGGGGAAGCUGAACCUUUAAUCUAAUAGUAAAGAAUAUUUCUUGCCUCUGUUUCUCCUGUAGGGGAAUCAAAACACCUCAUAUUUAUGGUAAAUAUAGUUAUUAAAAGGUGAACAGAUCAAGUUGGCUUCUUUGCCUUUUUGUAAUUUGUUCAGCUGGUCUAAUAACUGAACUAAUCCAGCUGAGCGAAUAUAAGCCUGGAAAUGGUUCCAUGUUCUCUUGCAUUGCUAUCAUAUCAAAGUGGUGUAGUAAUGAAGUACUUAUAAAGCUUGCCAACACAGUUUGCAAAACCAAAAACAAAAUAUGUAAACAGUUGUGGGUGGGAACAUUUUAAUUCAAGUUGUAACACUUGUAUUUUUUAAUCAAAUAAAAAUAGUUUUGAUACACCUA
Molecule: messenger RNA, 4859 nt
Organism: Hemicordylus capensis (graceful crag lizard)
Lineage: Eukaryota; Metazoa; Chordata; Lepidosauria; Squamata; Cordylidae
Gene: SLC19A2
Product: solute carrier family 19 member 2
Exons: 6
Coding region: 295-1788 (497 amino acids)
Biological process (GO): transmembrane transport; vitamin transport
Cellular component (GO): plasma membrane
Molecular function (GO): vitamin transmembrane transporter activity
Source: RefSeq, a predicted model, not a curated record